UAACUGAACUUUAAUGUUUAUCAGAAAGUGCAUGGACAUGACCUGGGAUGUUGUAGACAGAUAGAAUUACACCACUGUGCUGUUCAGUUCUUGAUUCUGAUUGGUCAGAAGGCAAGGCAUUCAUUAAUUUAGCAUUAAUGAUGAAAUUAUGGAUUCAUUAAUCGGUUAUAACAGCAGAUCUGACAGUAGUGCAGCUGGGAAUCCCAGGAUUAUAUCAAUUCGCUUGUUGUAAUACUUGGUUGUUUCUAUAGCAACAGUUCAUUCAUGGGGUCUUGUACAGUAGCUGCUCCACAUAAACAUGGGCAAUUUUUAUUUAGCAGAGAGAAAUUCUAAUUGUUGAUAUGGUGAAGCUUUGUGUGAGGUGUUUGUUUAACGUUUAUGGAAGGAGUCCCCAGUGUCAGGGGUUUGUAACAGUCCGAGCUGUAACUUUAAGCUAUCCGACACCUCCAUUACAGAGGAGUUUACACUUUGCGGUUUCUCCAACAUGACAUUUUUGUUUGUUUUGUUUUUGUUGUAAAAAAACAAACAAAAAACAGAACAACAACAUGAUUUGUCGUUGUUUAAUGUAAAUGAAAGUGUACUAGAAUAUGUUCGUGUUUAAUAAUAAUAAUAAGCAUGUAGCAUGCGGCUAAUGGCUAGCGUUUGAUUUCAGACGCACAAUGGGACUUUACGUUUGAAAUAUAUUUGUGACAGUUACUUCCGGCUUCCGGUUGUCUGUAAGUGUUUCUAUUGGGAGCCGCGUUACUUUUUAAAAUGUAUUAUUAUGAUUACUGAAAUGGUAUUAAAGCCAAGACUCGGCCCUGUAUAUAUGGAAAAUGUCCUCUAAAAUGUUUAGUGUUCGUAUUUAAAAAAUAAAAUAAAAAAAUGACUGGUUUAUACGGAGGGGACAUCAGCAACGGUCUGGAAAACGUCCCCGUUUGCAUCGAAAAAGACGUGAAUGAAGACAGUUUGCCCAACUUCCAGUACACUCCAGAGAACGUUCAGGGUGUGGGCUGUGAUGUUGACCCGAGUGAAGUGACCCUGCCAGGCUGCUCGUGUCGCUUGGCGUCCUGUGUGCAGCCCAGCUGCCCGUGCCUGCGUUUCGGCUUGGUGUACGCCGAGGGAGGUUUACUGGAGCAGCGAGAGGAGCCGGGCGCUUCUUACAGCCAGCCUGUGUUUGAAUGUAAUGCCCUGUGUGUGUGUGGUGAGUCCUGCCGGUCCCGCGUGGUCCAGAACGGCCUGCAAAUCCGCCUCUGUGUUUUCCGAACCGAGAACCGUGGCUGGGGGGUCGUGACCCUGGAAGCCAUCAAACGUGGCAGUUUUGUGUGCGAGUAUGCCGGGGAGGUGAUCGGGUUUGAGGAGGCACGGCGGAGGCAGGUGUCCCAGACUCCCGAGGAUAAGAAUUACAUCAUCGCCGUGCAGGAGCACGGUGGCUCGCAGAGGCUAGGUGUGACGUUUGUGGACCCGGUCGCCGUGGGAAACGUGGGCCGCUUUCUGAACCACUCGUGCCAGCCCAACCUAACCAUGGUGCCCGUGCGCGUGCACUCGGUGGUGCCCAGACUGGCCCUGUUCUCCAGCCGAGACAUAGAACCGGGCGAGGAACUCGCCUUCGAUUACUCAGGAGGACACGCACAGAGAACUGACGCUUCUGCUGCAGGAGCUCUACAGAGGAAAGCGUGUCUGUGUGGUGCGCAGAACUGCACUGGCUUUUUACCUUUAGACCUUUCUGUCCUGCACUGAGAAUACAGCGGAGAAAUGAUCCCGACAGGUUAUUUAUAGUUUAUAAUGCAAUAUUAGCAUCAUUUAGGUCAUGUCUCACCUGCAUCUAUUGUCUGACAGCACGUCUUAAAGAAACUGUAAUUAUUAAAUGACAGCUCAGAGACUGUACUCUGUGUCCCGAGUCUCAAAUUGGUUGUUUCUAUGGAAAUGCACACAAUCAUUAAUUACUGACGGUGGUACAGUGGGGUAGCACUGAUACCUCACAGCUCCACGGCCCCUGGUUUAAUCCUAAACUCAGGGUUAUCCUAAGUCACAUUGUGGUUUAAAA
Messenger RNA from Ictalurus furcatus (blue catfish), 2026 nucleotides. It is a transcript of the gene setmar, whose product is annotated as SET domain and mariner transposase fusion gene. The transcript has 2 exons. The record is from RefSeq and is a predicted model, not a curated record. Lineage: Eukaryota; Metazoa; Chordata; Actinopteri; Siluriformes; Ictaluridae. Gene Ontology annotation, cellular component: nucleus. Gene Ontology annotation, molecular function: protein binding; zinc ion binding; histone H3K9 methyltransferase activity. The coding region runs from base 865 to 1719 and encodes 284 amino acids.